UCUGGGGGAAGCACUGGGUGCUGAAACUCUUUUUCUUUGUUUCUUUGUUUUUGAGUCAGUCCUUGCGUCAUUUUGAUGUUUUAUCGAGUCAGUUUAGGAUCGAGUCAGUUAAAACUCUUGUGGGAAUUAGGACCUUGUGAUAUAUUCUUUUAACCACCUCGUGCUCUAACAUUCUUAUCCAGUGACCUUAGCAGUGAUGAAAGAGCCCAUACUUGGACCUGGAACACCCUUUGACUCAUCUCAUUUGACUCUCCAGAAGCUCUCAUCCGAUCAGGUUACACUGGGUAGACUCAACUCCACCCAACUUGAACCUAAUCUUGACUGAAAUUCUUCUUGUUAUGGGCACUAGAUCAGGGAAACGAGACCAACGCUCAGGGCUUCUUAUUCUUUUUACCAAUCUUGCUGAUCCUGAGCGGCUAGCUCAUUUUUAGCUAGUUCCAACCUUCUACCUAAACCUUUAUUUUCACCCUCAUGCACUCUGUUUUUCAAUGUCAUAUGUGCAGAUAUGUGCAAAGGGGCCGGAGAGGAUAGUAUUGACACAGCCCCUUACUCGUUGACGCCUGACACUCAGAGAGAAGAGCAAGCAGAUUGAGAACAGUCGACAAGAUCAAUCCUUAAAGAAAGGAACAGUCGAAGGCGCAUGGAACAAUGGCACCCCGUGAGAAACAGAGGAUAGACCCCCAGCGGCUGCAAAACAUUCGUCCUGAUACCUCCCUCCAUCUCCACUCAAAAAAAAAAAAAAAAAAAAAAAAAACCGAAUGCUUUAAUUUAUUUAUGAUGGAGAGGGUAGAUUCGAGAUGCAUGCUGCUGGAAAAGGGUGAGCAAGAAGUGGGCGCAGAUUUUGGAGGAAUAAAAAGAAGUCAAGAGCUGGAGAACAGUGGCACGAUUGAUCCACAUUGUAGAACAAUCUAAUCCGUGAGGCAGAGAUGAGUAAGGGUUGUGGGCUUCAACAGAUCCGUCCUCUCUUGCUAUUUUGCGCGAUAUCCUGCAUGCACUCAAACACGGUAACCCUUAAACACUCUCAGCUCCACCGUAAAACAGCCUAUUCCUUAUCAACCCGUCUACCCUGAAUAGUGCUUGUAAUGAGAAGCUCACGCUGUUCUUAAAUGAUUCUUAAAGGAGUUUUGUCUCGAUAGUGCAACCUUUUCAGGUAUGAGAUACAGAGUACGGAGCUGAUCUUCGAACAGCAAUCGUGGGGUGUUCUGGUAAGGGUGUGCGAUCUGAUUCUACAGCUUGUAUGGUUCAGAGAUGUGUGGUAAGAGCAUGGUUAUUCAGACAAAGCGAGUUCCCGCUCCUUCAAACCUUUCUCCCUGCUCUUGAGGCUUGGUCUUGUUCGAGGACAAACAAGGAUCUAAGUCUGGGGGAAUUGAUAUGUGGUGUUUUGUAUACCAAUACAUGUGCACUUUGAGCUCAUUUUCAGUCCUAAUUCGUGUUUAAUUUACAUCAUUCUAGGUUGGGAACAGGUGAAAGAGUAAAGGAGAGAGUUUCAGGAAGUCUGAUGCUGUUUCGAAGGAUUCAACGUGGAACAGUCAUUUAGAACAACCCAAGGGUUGCUCCUGAAGAGAUCAAGCAUUAGACUGCUCCCGCUCAUUAAGGAAACUUCCUAUUCUGGAGUUUGCCCUAGUUUCGACUUUCUCUUUCUCUUAUUCUCCUAUCACCAGCGCCUCCCUAUAAAAGGGGAGGCUAUCGUUUUCUUAAAGGACACACGAGUUUUACAAGAAACCUAGAUUACUCUUUUGGAUUUUUACGCAACUUGUAAGGGAAAAGGCUCCAUCUCUCAUUCUCACGAGAAGAUUACCCUGAACCCUUUGUCUUUUUACUUAUUUUAUAUGCAGUAUUAUUCAGGAAUCUUGCUUGUGUCAUCCUGCUUUAUGAUUGAGUAGUAGGCAAAGCUUGCUUAGGGUUGUAGGGUGUUAGCCGCAUGAACUGAACACAAAUAAGUGAUCUCAACUAUCUUCAUUCAUAUUGAUCUUACUGCCUGCAUUGAACUGAUCACUUAAUGUUGGAUCUAUGAUUUAAUCCUCUAGCUAACCGUUAGGAGAUAAGUCGACCUAUAUUGAAUGAGCUUAGUAUCCCUAAUCAGCGAGAGUAGAUAUUAGGGUAUUAAGUGAACUAAUCAGAUCUCGCAUCUAAAGCUUGCUUUCGCGUCUUGUUCCAAGCGAGAGCUUAGGAUUCAAGACCGACUCGCAUAGGGAAUAAGAUCACGAUAGUGAGUUGUUCCAGCUGAGUGAUCUGAGUUCUAGAUCGCAUUUCAUCGCACUUGAAUAGUUGUUCAGUUCUGCAAGUAACAUCCGAUUAUUGACCCUAAGCCAGCUUCAUUUAAAUUGAAUUCAAAUUACCUAGGCAUUCUUGUUACUUUUGUCGCAAUUAAUUCUCAAAACCCACUUGUUUCUCAGCUUGACAUUGAACUCAUAAGAGUAAAGAGUAAACUGGUCCUCUGGAUUGAAUCUCAAAUAUUACAAUUACCACUGUUAACUUGACAGUAGCAAGGAUUCAUUUUUAGUGUAUCAAGUUUUGUCGCAAACUAACUUGAGGGGUUUUUACCCAAAUGAAACUUACUUGAGGGGUUUUUAUGUUAAAAUCCCUUAAUAAUUUAAUAACUUUGAAUAUUACCAGCCAAAAUGAAGAAAUUCAUUUUCUAAAUAAGUGAUUAUUUGGAAGAGAAAAUAAGUUCAAAAUACUGCAACAGUUAGUUAGCCUUAAGAACAGCGCAAAGUAUUACUCUAAGUACCAUUAAUAGCAAAUUCCAUUUCUUGUAUAAGCAUAAAUGUUACAGUAAAACGUAAUAAUAAAAAUACAAUAGACAAAGAGCCAAAGCUUUUAAAAGCAGUUGACUAAUUUAUUGUAAUCUGUUUUAAACAAGAGAGAAAGAGUCUGAUCCAUGGCUGCAGCUAGAGAGUUUAUCAUAUGUUGCCUCUUAUCACUUCUUUUGUGCACUUCUUUCAUGCGAGUCGUGUCUAGUGUUGCGGACGUCAGCAGAGGAGGAUGUGGCGGCGGCGAUGGAAGUCUCCGGGACGAUAAUGAGCGGUGUUUGGAGGAGGUCAAAGAUGACGAUGAUGAUGACGUGGAUAAUGUUUACAAAGUGAUUAACAAGAUGAGGAUAUAUGCUUGAAUCUUGAUCAUGCAUGGUUGCAUCAGUUCAUUAUAUAGUCAUACUUUUCUUUUUUUUUGUUUAAAUUUUAUUUUCUCAAGUUUGUUUCUUUUUUUUUUCUGUGGUCGAUUCUUCUGUACUCUUUUUUGUAAAAGAUUCUUCUGUAUUUUUCUUAAUUUAAUUAUGUCUUUCAUCUUAAACUUGAGAUAACUACUUUAGAGCUUCUCCAACGGCAAGUUCUAGACAAUUAUAUAACCAAAUAAAAAUAU
Molecule: messenger RNA, 3360 nt
Organism: Brassica rapa (field mustard)
Lineage: Eukaryota; Viridiplantae; Streptophyta; Magnoliopsida; Brassicales; Brassicaceae
Product: protein RALF-like 17
Source: RefSeq, a predicted model, not a curated record